This is a messenger RNA of Alternaria alternata, 1976 nucleotides long. Its product is annotated as aldehyde dehydrogenase-like protein. Lineage: Eukaryota; Fungi; Ascomycota; Dothideomycetes; Pleosporales; Pleosporaceae. The record is from RefSeq and is a predicted model, not a curated record. Gene Ontology annotation, molecular function: oxidoreductase activity, acting on the aldehyde or oxo group of donors, NAD or NADP as acceptor. Bases 1 to 1512 code for a protein of 503 amino acids. The transcript has 4 exons.
AUGUCCGACCUCUUCGUUGAGCUGACUGCGCCCAAUGGUCGCAAGUACCAGCAGCCAAGAGGUCUUUUCAUCAACAACGAAUUCGUCAAGUCCAAGUCAGGUGAAACCAUCACUUCCAUAAACCCGAGUGAUGAGAGCGAUAUUGUAUCUGUAUAUGCGGCUGGGCCCGAAGAUGUCGACGAUGCCGUGGCAGCUGCACGGAAAGCCUUCAAGAACCCAGACUGGCGAGACAUGGACACUAACGCGCGAGCUGACCUUCUCUACAAGUUUGCCCAGUUAAUCGAGGAACACAAGGAAACGCUAGCGACGAUUGAAACCUGGGACAACGGCAAGCCUUACUCCGUCUCACUGAAUGACGACUUGGGCGAAGUUGUCGGUACUAUCAAGUACUACGCAGGAUACGCCAACAAGAUUCACGGCACAGUCAUUGACACCUCACCUGCCAAGCUGGCGUACACAGUCCGUGAGCCACUUGGUGUCUGUGGCCAGAUCAUCCCAUGGAACUUCCCUCUUGCAAUGGCGGCAUGGAAGCUGGGACCUGCUCUCUGCACCGGCAACACAGUGGUCUUGAAGGCCGCCGAACAAACACCCCUUUCUAUUCUGUAUCUUGGAAACUUGGUCAAGGAAGCUGGCUUCCCUCCUGGCGUUAUCAACUUUAUCAACGGUGAAGGAAGGAAGGCUGGUGCCGCUUUAGCCCAGCAUCUCGACGUCGACAAGAUUGCCUUUACUGGAUCCACCGCUACAGGAAAGGAGAUUAUGAAGAUGGCAGCUGUCAACAUGAAGAACAUCACACUUGAAACGGGUGGCAAAUCGCCACUAGUAGUGUUUGAUGAUGCAGAUCUUGAUCAAGCAGUCAAAUGGAGUCACGUCGGUAUCAUGUACAACCAAGGCCAGGUUUGCACGGCGACUUCAAGAAUUCUUGUGCAAGAAGGCAUCUAUGAUAAAUUCGUUGAAGCUUUCAAGGAGCACGUCAAGACCACCUCUGUGGUUGGCGACCCCUUCAAAGACGACACAUUCCAGGGACCUCAGGUUACCAAGACGCAGUUCGACCGCGUUCUGUCAUACAUUGAGUCUGGCAAGUCAGAGGGCGCCACUCUUGUAGCCGGCGGAGAAGCGUACAAGAACGUUGGCGGCAAGGGCUUCUUCGUCUCGCCUACUAUCUUUACUAAUGUCAAGGACAACAUGAAGAUCUACCGCGAAGAAGUGUUUGGUCCGUUCGUCGUCAUCAGCUCGUUCAAGGAGGAAGACGAGGCGAUUGAGCGUGCUAACGACACGACAUAUGGUCUUGGCGCAGCAGUCUUCACUGAGAACAUCACCAAGGCUCAUCGUGUUGCUAGGCGGAUUGAAGCGGGUAUGGUCUGGAUCAAUUCAAGCAACGAUUCUGACAUUCGCAUCCCAUUCGGAGGUGUGAAGCAGUCUGGUAUCGGCCGAGAGCUGGGAGAGGCUGGACUCGAGGCAUACACCAACAAGAAGGUACGUCGCACCAACAAAGAGACAUUCAGGGCCGGCUAACAUAAUGACUAGGCCAUCCAUGUCAACCUAGGAAACAAGCUAUAGUGGACAUGUAUACUAUGCAAAACCAAGAUGCCAGUGACAAGCCUCGAAACUGUGGCCAGGUGCUAUGUGUGGAGUCUUGCAAGGACACCAAAUAAGGUCACAUGUGCACCCAAGAUAUCCGCCCUUGGCGCCACGGCUUGGGCUGUUGACGUGCUAAAGGAAGUGGAGAAGGCACAAGUCAACAUGAAUGCAAAUGUCGGUGAAAAGUGUUUGUCGUAAAGCCAUGGCUCUCCUGACACGUGUGACGUUCUGCAGGUACGCGCUCAAUACCCCUUGGGCAGCGAGAGAAAAUGUCGCAACGGCGGGAUGUGGAAAGUGACCUUGGGCGCAUGUGCAACAGUGUAGUCGCGCCGCCUAGCAGCGGAGCAAGAAUGCUUGCGUAAGCUCUCGAAGGCGACUAGCGGAGAACAGGGCUCCGA